AUGGGGCCUCACAGCGGAGAUUCAAGACAAGGCACACUCAUUCGCCCCAAACGGCGGUGGCCGGGCCCAGAAGCCUGCAACGUCCAGCUCCACUACGGAUUCAAACCCGACCAGCGGACCAACCCCUACAAUUGGUACCCGGGCAAGAGAACCCGCACAUCCGAGCCAAGAAGUAGAAAUGCAGGCCACCCAAAGCAGGAGACGGCGGAAUGGGAUACUAGCCUGCACGACCACUCCUGCCGGAGACACUGCAAGAUAUAUCG
Molecule: messenger RNA, 263 nt
Organism: Pelobates cultripes (western spadefoot toad)
Lineage: Eukaryota; Metazoa; Chordata; Amphibia; Anura; Pelobatidae
Source: the annotation of a GenBank genome assembly